Nannospalax galili (Upper Galilee mountains blind mole rat) is the source of this 2574-nucleotide messenger RNA. It is a transcript of the gene Cog2, whose product is annotated as component of oligomeric golgi complex 2. The transcript is spliced from 18 exons. Gene Ontology annotation, biological process: protein transport; Golgi organization; intra-Golgi vesicle-mediated transport. The coding region runs from base 126 to 2339 and encodes 737 amino acids. The record is from RefSeq and is a predicted model, not a curated record. NCBI's taxonomy places the organism in Eukaryota, Metazoa, Chordata, Mammalia, Rodentia, Spalacidae. Gene Ontology annotation, cellular component: membrane; COG complex.
GCGCGACACCACCAUGUUGGCGGAAGCAGAGUCCGCGCCGUGCUGGGGCCCGGCUGUCGCGUCCCCUGCGCCGCGGUCAGCGUCCUCCCCUUGCUUCGCCGGGUCAGGAAGCGGCGGCCCGCGCGAUGGAGAGACGCGAGAUGAAUCUGCCCACAGGGCCGGACACGCUGUGCUUCGACAAGGACGAGUUCAUGAAGGAAGAUUUCGAUGUGGAUCAUUUUGUGUCUGACUGUAGAAAGCGGGUGCAGCUGGAGGAGCUGAGAGAUGACCUGGAACAAUACUACAAGCUACUUAAAACUGCCAUGGUGGAGCUCAUCAACAAGGACUACGCCGAUUUCGUCAACCUCUCGACUAACCUGGUUGGCAUGGACAGAGCCCUCAACCAGCUUUCUGUGCCUUUGGGGCAGUUCCGAGAAGAGGUUCUGAGUCUUAGGUCAUCUGUCAGUGAAGGAAUUCGUGCAGUAGAUGAACGAAUGUCAAAACAAGAAGACAUCAGAAAGAAAAAGAUGUGUGUAUUAAGUCUUAUCCAGGUUAUUCAGUCGGUUGAGAAAAUUGAAAAAAUCCUAAACUCUCAAAGUUCUAAAGACACAUCUUCACUAGAAGCAAGCAGCCCACUCUUGACUGGACAGAUUUUGGAGAGAAUUGCCACAGAGUUUAACCAGUUGCAGUUUCAUGCUGUGCAAAGCAAGGGCAUGCCCCUAAUGGACAAAGUGAGACCACGCAUAGCUGGCAUCACAGCUAUGCUACAGCAGUCUCUGGAAGGCCUUCUGCUGGAAGGCCUACAGACCUCCAGUGUGGACAUCAUCCGGCACUGUCUGCGUACCUAUGCCACCAUCGACAAGACACGGGAUGCAGAGACCUUGGUUGGCCAAGUCCUAGUGAAGCCGUAUGUCAAUGAGGUGAUUGUUGAGCAGUUCAUUGAGUCACAUCCCAGUGGCCUUCAGCUCAUGUAUAACAAGCUCCUAGAAUUUGUCCCUCACCACUGCCGUCUUCUCCGCGAGGUCACAGGAGGGGCUGUGUCAAGUGAGAAAGGCACUGUUGUUCCUGGGUAUGACUUCUUGGUGAAUUCUGUAUGGCCGGAAAUAGUGCGAGGACUAGAAGAAAAGUUACCCUCGCUCUUCAAUCCCGGAGAUCCUGAUGGCUUUCAGCAGAAGUACACCAUAAGCAUGGACUUUGUAAGAAGGUUUGAGCGGCAGUGUGGGUCCCAGGCCAGUGUGAAGAGACUGCGUGCACACCCCGCCUACCACAACUUCAAUAAUAAGUGGAACCUGCCUGUUUAUUUUCAGAUAAGGUUUAGAGAAGUGGCAGGAUCCUUAGAAGCAGCACUCACAGAUGGGCUAGAAGACGCUCCAGCUGGAAGUCCGUAUUGUCUUUUGGCUUCUCAUACAACAUGGAGCAGCCUGAGGAAGUGCUGGUCUGAUGAGAUGUUCCUGCCUCUGCUGACGCACCGGCUGUGGAGGCUCACACUGCAGAUUCUGGCCCGAUUCUCUGUGUUUGUCAGCGAGCUUUCUGCCAGGCCCAUUUCUAAUGACAGCACCAAGGAAAUGAAAAGACCUCUAGCAUCUGGUAGCAAAGACCCUUCCACGACACAAGGAAAUACUGAAGACCAAGGAAGCCGUCCUUCAGAAGUGCCGGCAGUGUCUCUUUCCAGCACCCAGCUGGUAUAUGUGGUUGCAGACCUAGGCAGGCUUCAGGAGCAGCUUCCAGAACUCCUGGAGGCAAUCCGGCCAAAACUUGAAAUCAUCGGCUUUAAGAAUUUUUCAUCCAUCUCAGAGGCCCUGGAAGACUCGCAGAGUGCCUUGUCCACCCACAUGCCUGCUCUAAGCAGCAGGAUCAUCCAGGACCUGAGUGAGUCUUGCUUCAGUUACCUGAAGGGUGCCCAGGAGGUCCCUAGGCUUUAUCGAAGGACCAAUAAGGAGGUCCCCAGCACAGCCUCCUCUUAUGUGGACAGUGCACUCAAGCCAUUUUACCAGCUUCAGUGCAGACACAGGGACAAGGUGAAGCCGGCUGUGAUGCAGCAGUGGCUGAAGGAAGCUCUGUCUGAGAGUACACACAAGUACUUUGAGACAGUGUCAGAUGUACUAAACUCUGUGAAGAAGAUGGAAGAGAGCCUGAAACGGCUCAAACAAGCCAGGAGAGCCACCACCACCAACCCUGUUGGCCCCAGCAGUGGCAUGAGCGAUGAUGACAAGAUCCGUCUACAGCUGGCCCUGGACGUGGAGUACCUGGGAGAGCAGAUACAAAAGAUGGGCCUGCAGACCAGUGACAUCAAAAGCUUCCCGGCCAUCACAGAGCUUGUCCUCACUGCCAGGGACCAGGCAACGGCAGAGCAGCCCUAGGUGUCCUGGCAGGGCCUGAAGUCACUCAGCAGCAGCCCUUACUCCUGCCCAGUGCACGUGGACUAUCUUUCACCCAGAAAGAACAACAAGCCUUUUCCAUUGUAUGGAAGAUAGUUUUUAAGACAUUUGAGACUUUUUACUACAGUUUACAGAACAAAUUGUUUUAUUUUUGUUGUAAAUCUUAAUGUGGAAGAGCUGAUUUCUACAGUAGGAUUAAAAUAAAUAAGUGUGGCUA